Molecule: messenger RNA, 1950 nt
Organism: Penicillium antarcticum
Lineage: Eukaryota; Fungi; Ascomycota; Eurotiomycetes; Eurotiales; Aspergillaceae
Exons: 1
Coding region: 1-1950 (649 amino acids)
Source: RefSeq, a predicted model, not a curated record
AUGUCUAUUCCUUCGACGUUUGAUGCGGUCAAAUCGCAUCUGGCUCAAGUGCAACAAAAUCCAUCGACGGCGUUGGAUGUUGCACUCAUCGAGAAGUUGCAGCUGCAGCUGAUUGAAUCGACUGACACUUUGGUGCCUGCCACACUUUUAUCACAGAUCUCAGCUCUUUUGCCUGUUCUGCAAGAAGACCCUACACCGCUCACCACCUUAGGUAUCAAAGCGACCACAUAUUUCAGCUUCACCGAUCUCCAAUCCGUCGAUCCUCCGAUCAACCUUGUCGCUGGCUUCAAGGCUCCGUCACCACCAAUCAAUCUUCUCGCCCUAUCGCUAUUAGCCAAAGCCGGAAAAUCCACAAGUGAAGCUGCGAUAGUUGCAGGGGAACCUGAGUUGGUUGCUUCGCUCGUUGAAGUAUGGCUCUCCACCUCGUCAACUGAAGUCGCGCAAGCUGCACUUCAAACAUUAUGGGCACUCUUGGAGAUCGACGCUGCUAGCAAUCUGGAAAAUGGAGAACGCGAGUCCACCGCUGAGCAUGCUCAGGCAGGACAAGGCCUGAUGUGGAGAAGAGUGUUCAAGGAUAAAGAUGUCUAUGGGCUGUUGUUUGGGCUCUGCAGCCUACAGAAUGAUGCGCCAGGAGAGCUGUCUAAGCGCGAAAGGACUAUCGCACAGGGAAGGCUUCUGGCACUCUUGGAGAAAGCUGGAAAGCUUCGCUGGGACAUGAUAUCCACUGCACAAAUUCCAGAAAUCGAGACCAAAUACAAGAGCACUAGCAUCUUGCACUUUGCAACUUGUCAGAUGACCCAAGAGAGCGACGUUCUGAUGCACAUGACACUUCUCAGCUUCUUCCGUGAGCUUUUGGAUAUCGAAGCUCCAGGUCUCCAUGCUCGCAGCUAUGUGCACUCAGCUUCGACAUUCUCUUCCCCAGCUCUUGACUUUCUGGUAGCACAAAAGUUGCAUUCAAAGGUGCUUAGCUAUUAUCUCGAUGACUCUAAACUGGAUCCCGUUGAUUUGAUCUACCUAUCUGGUCCAAUCAUGGCAUAUGUCUCGCGGUAUGCAGAGCUGUACCCGAACCACUUAUUGCAGAGUCCUGCUACCGUCCUCGACGGGAUUGUAUCGACCAUCAACAGAUCGCUCGUCAUUCCUGCCACGCAAUGGGCACACGGCGAAACCCCUACAGGUCACUUGGCUGUUCUAGCCUCACUUCCUCGAGUGCUUCUCGUGGAGGCAGGCAAGCAUGGCGCCAACCCUGUUCUAGCCAUUCCCACAGAUCCCGCAAAUGCUGAAGCCUUGGAUGUUUUGGCAAAGAUAUUCCACGGGCCCCAACGAACACAGACGCCUGAUUCGAUGGAUUUGAACACAUCUGGUCAAACCCCAACCGACUGGGAACAUGAAGCAGCCGCGGCGCGCAUCCUCUACUUCCUCUACCUCAAUCAACACCCUACCUUCUGGACCUCUGUGGUAGCCAUUGCCGAUAUUCUCGUCAUGAAGGACAUUGCGUUGUCAGCAAUCACUUUCAUGAGGGCCAUAGCUACAGCCAACUGGAAACCCUCUCCCCCAGCAUCCUCCCACGGCAGCUCUUCUCGGUUCCAGCUACCUUCUGAAGAAAGUCUAGGAGAGCUAUCCCCGGCUACUAGUGGAUUCUUCCCCUCAUCUGGUGCAUGGGCAGUUCUUACCCCACCGGCACUUACGACACUGCUACCUUAUCUCUUCAAACCACCCCGCUCAUAUGCAGACUUCGUCGGAGGUGGUGCGGGUGAUUCCCAGAGUGUUGUUUGGAAAGUGGCCACAGCUAAACAUGAUGUUCUUGUAGCACUACUGAAUCGACUGCGUGAAAGUGGAGGUCAGAUUGAAGGAUUUGACGAUAUCAUGCGAACCUUGCAACAGCGGGUGGAUGAAGGACCUUGGGGUCCAGUGCAAUCUGGCGGAACCCAAGUGCUGACAGCUGAACGAUGA